AUGAAGUGCGCUUCUUGCCUGGUGGAGCGUCCAGCUCUUAGGAGAUCAGUUAAUAGGCUGCCAUAUUGCAAAAAAUGCUUCGUCGAGGCUUUUGAAGACGAGGUGUACCAAGUGAUCCAAGAACAAAAACUCAUUGAAGAUGGAGAUGUUGUUUGCAUCGGAGUUUCAGGAGGCAAGGACUCAUCGGUACUAGCACAUGUUCUUGCCACUUUAAAAGAGCGAUAUAAACGAAAUUGGACGCUAGUGUUGCUUGCUGCCGACGAGGGAAUUAGGGGAUACCGUGAUGAUUCGCUCAAUGUAGUGAUGAACAUGAAAAAUCCCAACUACAAUGAGUUGAUGAUUCUGAACUUCAAAGAUAGGUUCGGAUUUACGAUGGAUGAAAUAGUAGCACUGAUCGGCCAAAAGAACAACUGCACAGUAUGCGGCACCUUCCGUAGACAAAUUCUAGAAAUCGGUGCAAGGCUACUUGGUGCCAACAAGCUCUGCACGGGACACAACCUGGACGAUAAUGCGGAGACCACACUACUUAACUUUUGUAGGAACGACCUGUUUAAACUUGCCAAGAGCCUAAACGAACGAGAAAAUACAUCCAUCGCAGCGGAUCUGCCUUGCGAACAUAAUGCAGAAUCUCGCCAGCACGAAGAAUCAAAAGUAAACAACGCCAAUGGAACGCCAUUUACACGCAUAAAACCCAUGAUGUAUUGCUAUGAAAAGGAAAUUGUGAUGUACGCUCGAUAUCUGAAACUGGAGUACUUCUCCACGGAAUGCUCGUAUGCACCGGAGGCAUACAGGGGGUAUAUGAGAACAUUCAUCAAACAAUUGGAGGCUGUGGAUCCACGGAUUAUACAGAACAUUGCCCACUCUUCACAGCAUUUAUAUGCACAUUAUCCAACUAAUCGGCAGCUUAAAAUGUGCAAAAAAUGUGGCAUAGAAGGUUUAAAUGAUCUCUGCAAGGCUUGCAUAACCGUAGAGAAGUUGUCAUCUCUUGCAAAAAAAUCGCAAGAUGGCUAA
This is a messenger RNA of Babesia ovata, 1011 nucleotides long. RefSeq names its product PP-loop family protein. Gene Ontology annotation, biological process: tRNA wobble position uridine thiolation. Bases 1 to 1011 code for a protein of 336 amino acids. Gene Ontology annotation, cellular component: mitochondrion; cytosolic tRNA wobble base thiouridylase complex. The transcript is spliced from 2 exons. Lineage: Eukaryota; Apicomplexa; Aconoidasida; Piroplasmida; Babesiidae. The record is from RefSeq and is a predicted model, not a curated record. Gene Ontology annotation, molecular function: tRNA binding.